Molecule: messenger RNA, 1299 nt
Organism: Aspergillus pseudoviridinutans
Lineage: Eukaryota; Fungi; Ascomycota; Eurotiomycetes; Eurotiales; Aspergillaceae
Exons: 4
Coding region: 1-1299 (432 amino acids)
Source: RefSeq, a predicted model, not a curated record
AUGGCAAAACCAAAACAGCAAAAUAGAGGUCAGCAAGGAGGCCGGGGAUUCAGAUUCGGCCGAGGAAGAGACGGUAGAUCCAACAAACCCAACUUGGAUUCACACGUUCCUGAAGACAGCAACUCCCGCUUUCCAGCAGAGAGCUCCGAACCUAGUGCAUCCCGUGGCAGAGGCGGAUACAGAAACGUUCCCUCCGGAGGACGAAAGCACGAUCUUAAUAAAUCUGGGAAUUUGCAGAACCCACGGAUUGCGUCCACGGGGAAUGUGAAAGUCUCUGUACCCGAUGGCCUCACCAGCAAGGCGAGUAAUGCCUUUUCGAAUGCUUACCAGACCGGCAGUCCAAACCGUGAUGGAAAAUACUUCGUCAAAGCAUACCCUGGUUCUUCGUCAAAGCUUAAGCCAGAGGAAGACCGUGUCCUUUCCCCUCGGUCUCUGCAAUUCGGUCCCACAAAGAAGAGCUUCUACCAAGGCCCAGGUAGGGAUGCACCUGCCAUGGUGAGAAACACUCUACCCGCUAAACCUUCGGCAUUUCAGCGUCUUCCUGGUGAGCUACGUUGGAGGAUCUAUGAACUCGUAUUUGACGUUCACCGAGUCGAAGUCCUGCGUUCGCGGGACAAGAACCCAGAAAACAACAUCAAGCGAGUUCAUUACCGCCUCUACCAUCGCCAGCUGCGACCUCGCGAUCCAAAAACACAUGUCGCACCCCCAAGUGAAGGACGUUUUACUUGUCCUCCCCUCCCCAUCGCGCUUCUGAUCACAUGUCGCAGCAUCUAUCGUGAUACACUGUGCUUGUUCUACUCCAGGACGCAGUUCAUUUUCAACACGACUCGCACCGUAAUGCGCUUUUUGAAGGUCACCAACAAAGAAGCUCAAAUGGCGAUCCAGCACAUCGAGCUCAAUCAUACCAUGUACAGCGAGCCUGCGCUGCUGAAUUUCCGAUGGUACAAGUGCAUGAGCGACAUGGCGUGGUACAAUGCCUGCGAUGACCUGACUGUCUACUGCAAGUCGCUGCGUGUCCUUCAUAUCGAUAUGAAAAUUCGAGACUGGCCCAUCAGUCUUCAGGUUGGAGAGCGGUGGUCCUUGCCGCUGCUUGCCUUUGCGCGCUAUGGACCACGACUCGACUGGGUCGAUAUUCGACUUCACAUGGGCAGCUUCAAACAGGACCAGCUUGAGAAAGUCGCUCGGGAGAUUGAGGAACAGAUUAUGGAUCCAACAGCUUUUCAGAUUCGCGAAGAUGAACGACUGGCGAGGGAGUUGGCGGGGCCUGUCAAAGCCAAGGUUUUAAGACUUAUGUUCUAG